AAAGAUGGCGAAUCGAACUGUGAAAGACGCUCAUAGUGUGCAUGGGACCAACCCACAGUACUUGGUAGAGAAAAUUAUCAGGACACGCAUAUAUGAAUCGAAGUAUUGGAAGGAAGAAUGUUUUGGGCUGACAGCUGAGUUGAUGGUUGAUAAGGCCAUGGAACUUAAAUAUGUUGGAGGUGUUUAUGGUGGAAACAUAAAACCAACCCCUUUCCUCUGCUUGACCUUGAAGAUGCUGCAGAUCCAGCCAGAAAAAGACAUCAUUGUGGAAUUCAUAAAGAAUGAAGACUUCAAGUAUGUGCGAGCUUUGGGUGCCCUUUACAUGCGAUUAACCGGCAUUGCCACUGACUGCUACAAAUACCUGGAGCCACUGUAUAAUGAUUACAGAAAAGUUAAAGUUCAAAACAGGGAUGGAGAAUUUGAAUUGAUGCAUGUGGAUGAGUUCAUAGAUCAGCUACUACACGAGGAGCGUGUCUGUGAUGUCAUACUACCGAGGUUACAGAAACGCUUUGUUCUGGAAGAAACCGAACAGUUGGAUCCACGAGUCAGUGCAUUGGAAGAAGACAUGGAUGAUGUGGAGUCCAGUGAAGAGGAAGAGGAUGAUGAUGAAAAGGUCACAAGCAAAGUGGCAACGUUCCGGGCCUCUACUGGGCCCUUUGUCAAGCCUAAUGGUGUAUUACAUGUGACAACCAUAAAUAGUGAAAGAGAGGCAGAGCCCCACCUCUCACCCCACAGGGUAGAGUUCCCUCUCCAGAACAUCACAGAAGAAGCUACAGAGACCUUGACAGGCCACGUAGAUCUCCUUCUCCCCGUUACAGAAGAAGCCGCAGCCAUUCACCGAGAAGACGCAGUCGCUCUCCUAAAAGGAGGAGUCCUUCUCCAUCUCGUCGGGAAAGACACAGGAGCAAAAGCCCGAGACGUCAUCGCAGUAGGUCUAGAGAGAGACGACACAGAUCAAAAUCCAAAUCUCCAGGACAUCAUCGAAGUCACAGACACAGAAGUCACUCCAAGUCACCUGAGAGGUCAAAGAAAAGUCAUAAGAAGAGCAGAAGAGGGAAUGAGUAACAAGAUGCUUAGUCGUGGACUUCUUCCAAUCAAGAAAUGUUUUUUUGUAUAUAACUUGAAGUUUUUUUUUGUUUUUUUUAGCUUUUAGAACCAUAAACAUUUUGGAAUGCUAAUCAAUGAUUUGUCUUCUUAUUUUUGUUUUAAUUUUAUAAAUAAAUUACAUAUUUGA
Xenopus laevis (African clawed frog) is the source of this 1234-nucleotide messenger RNA. RefSeq names its product pre-mRNA-splicing factor 38A-like (gene prpf38a.L). The record is from RefSeq and is a predicted model, not a curated record. The transcript has 11 exons. The coding region runs from base 5 to 1153 and encodes 382 amino acids. Lineage: Eukaryota; Metazoa; Chordata; Amphibia; Anura; Pipidae.